Molecule: messenger RNA, 2397 nt
Organism: Carassius gibelio (silver crucian carp)
Lineage: Eukaryota; Metazoa; Chordata; Actinopteri; Cypriniformes; Cyprinidae
Gene: cd44b
Product: CD44 molecule (Indian blood group) b
Exons: 9
Coding region: 124-1104 (326 amino acids)
Biological process (GO): cell adhesion; positive regulation of ERK1 and ERK2 cascade; inflammatory response
Cellular component (GO): plasma membrane; macrophage migration inhibitory factor receptor complex; basolateral plasma membrane
Molecular function (GO): cytokine receptor activity; hyaluronic acid binding
Source: RefSeq, a predicted model, not a curated record
UCCUCUGAUCUUUAUUAGCUCUGACACUGAAAUCUCACCUUACAAAACUCCAAACUGACAGCAAACUCUAAGCUCUACUGUACACCCUCUGGAUUCACACAGGUUUCCUCACCAGCCAUCGAGAUGUGGAUUAUGCUGUUGGGACUCGCCUCUGGAUUACUGGUCUCCUCGGGAUCAGAUGAUACCACAGUGCGCUCACGGACCUGCAGCUUUGUUGGAGUGUUUCUCGUGGAGGGGAGAGAUCGCUAUAGUCUGACAUUUGAGAAGGCCGGGAGAUUGUGUGAGCAUUUAUCAUCUUCAUUAGCCAACCUGGAGCAGGUGGAAAAAGCCUACAGUAAAGGACUACAGACAUGCAGGUAUGGAUGGAUAAACGGCACUGAUGAGGUGGUGAUAGUCCGUCAGAAGCCAAAUAAACUCUGUGCUGGCAACCAAACUGGCAUCAUCAAGAAAACUCCAGAUGGAAAAAAAUGCUUUGAUGCUUACUGUUUUGAUGCUAAAGAUACGUCAGAGAAGAACUGCAUAGCUCUGCUCGACCCUGAGAGUUCAAACAAAACAGAUGGAGGCUCAGCAUCUACAGUAGCCACACCACAGCGACCAAAUGCUGGAGGGGAAGAUUCUGAAAAUUCAACCUCUGAAGUCACAUCUGUGUCUGAGUCCUCUACUCCAGUUCACUGGACACAGACCAGUCCCACACAGAGCACCGUGGAACAGAGCCACACUGAUCAGACAGAUGAUCAGACAAGCCGUUAUACUCAUAUAGAGUAUAUAGAGUCGACAACUUCACAUCCAAAUCCAGACACCACAGGGCUGUUUGAAUCAUCAACAAAUACAACAGCUGACACUUCAGAACAAGCCAUCGCAAGCAACAGGUCUAUAGCAGACAAUCCAGCAGUUUUCCUCACAUUCUGGGAGGACACGAAUAGGGCAAAGCAUAGGCCUGACCCUAAGGACACACACCCAAACCUCCUGCCAAAACUGGCUGAUCAUUUUACUGGUCAUUUUGGCAGUUUUUUUCAUUCUGCUUCUCUGUGUUAUUGCAGCCAACAGAAAAAGAUGGUGUGGCAAGAAACAGACUCUGAUUAUUACAAAAGAGAGCAGAAGUGAAGAAAAUGCUGCAGCAGCUUCAUUGACUAAGGAGCAGGAGAUGGUCAAACUCGUGAACACGGAGAAGAUCACAGAGGACUCAGAGCUUGUCAGCGUCAGUCCAGAGAAGUGAACAGAGAUAACCCAGAUGGCAUAAGGAGAACACAAGCCGUUUUACACUAACAACAAAUACAGAUGCACUAAUAUGCCUUAAUUAAAGCUGAAUUUAUGCACAGAUAAUCUUUAGAUAAUGUAUGAUUUAUGUAGAACUAAGCCAUACAUUAACAAUUACAUCAGCAUCUGAUAUAGUGUAUGAUUAAUAGAUUAAGAAAUAAUUAGUUAAAUAAUUAAUUAAAUGUGUCAUGUAUUAAUGCAGCACCAAGUAGGUAUUACGGUCCAUUGUUUAUUAUUUUAAUCAAUUUGCCCAUCCUUUAAACACAUUAUUUGAUUUCAAUUUUUCAAAAGUUUUUUUUAAUUAAAUUUUUGUCCUGCGUAACCAUGAGAAAGGACUUCUUACCUGUUCUCUCACGUGUCUUCUGAGUAUCAUCUGCAUCUUCAGUCUCUUUCUCUUCAUGAGCAACACUUUUACCAUCUAGACUUCUCUCAACCCUUUAUGAUCGUAUGCUUAUUAAGUAAAGUCAUAACAAUGAUACCUUCACAAAUUAUUAGCUGGAAGUUAAAAUACAUGGCUUUGAAACAUUUUGUUAAUUCAUCCACACUGUUAAUAGUAGAAUUUGAUCCAUGAUGACACAUUUAAUUAACAGAAAUUCAUAUAGGACUUAAUCUAUUAAUCGGAUAAAUUAUUAGUUGAUGAUUCAGCAAUAAUUAAUGAAUAGAUUAGUUUCUCAUGAGUCAUACAUUAAAUGUGCAUUAGUAAAGCUAUGAAUUAAUGGAUGUGCACAUGUAUUUGUAAGUGUUGCCAGUUUUACAUCAUAAAAACAUGAGCAAAGAAAGAGAUAAGUAAAAAAAAGAAUGAGAUGGACAUAGAUGUGAAACAAAUAUAUGUCUAUUCUGAGUUUUUGAUAGCAGCCUACUGUAUGUGUGUGUGUGGCAUCAAGAUAGCCAACUCACAUCUAUGUUGUACUUUGUUGUUUCAUAUCUCGCUAUCUAUGUUUGCUUAUUUCUUAAUAUUAAUUUUAUAGUAAAAUAUUAAAUAAGUAGUUAAAUUUAAUUUUAUACAAGAGUUUAUGUAAACCAGCAGUUUCCCCGUGCCUUUGCUUGGUAUAACACUGGUUAAAUCGGUGCUGGUCAGAUAAGUUGAAUGAUCAUUGAUAAAGAAGCAGCCAAGUUUAUUCAAUAAAGUUGUUAACAUCA